Messenger RNA from Astyanax mexicanus (Mexican tetra), 3130 nucleotides. RefSeq names its product proprotein convertase subtilisin/kexin type 7 (gene pcsk7). The coding region runs from base 204 to 2357 and encodes 717 amino acids. The transcript is spliced from 16 exons. Gene Ontology annotation, molecular function: serine-type endopeptidase activity. Gene Ontology annotation, biological process: protein processing. The record is from RefSeq and is a predicted model, not a curated record. Gene Ontology annotation, cellular component: trans-Golgi network; Golgi membrane. NCBI's taxonomy places the organism in Eukaryota, Metazoa, Chordata, Actinopteri, Characiformes, Acestrorhamphidae.
AAUGGGACACACCCUGGACCCCGGCUAACACCGGAUGCUACAAACUAGGAUCACGUCGCGGAAACACCGAGCUAGUAUGAAGAGAGUCCGCGGACAGGCUGAGAGGAAAUGGCCAGACUAAUGUCGCCCAACUCUACAGAAAGUUGACUUGAGGCCAUAGGUCUAAUGUGGUGCCGCUGUGUUGAGGGUCCAACCCGUUUGCUAUGGCAUUACCCCCCUUCCCUCCCUUCAUCACCCUGCUUCUCCUGACCUUGCCCUCCCUGCACUCACUGUUCUCUCGUGGCCUUCUCCCUGCCUCACUGGCCUGCGAGCCGGGCAGAUCAUGGGCGGUGCAGUUAGACCGGGACUCCGAUAUUCAGGGAGGCUCCCUGGAUGAGCUGGCUGAGAGCGUGGCCCAGGAAACUGGACUGGAGAGUCGUGGACAGAUUGGCCAGCUGGAGGGCCACUACCUGUUCUGUCAUGUGCCGGACGAGGCGGGGGGAGAGCAGUGGGACCACUGGGCAGCUAAACAGGCUUUGACUGCCCACCCUCAGGUGCUCUGGCACUCACAGGAGAAUGUGCUCAGCAGAUCCAAGCGAGGCAUGACUUUCAAUGAUCCAAAAUAUCCAAGCCAGUGGCAUUUGCACAAUGAUGUGCAGCGUGGUAUGGAUAUCAAUGUUACAGGAGUUUGGGAACACAACAUCACAGGAGCGGGCGUCACUGUGGUUGUAGUGGAUGAUGGUGUGCAGCACACGCUGGAGGAUAUUCAGCCUAAUUAUUGUCCAGAGGGCAGUUAUGAUUUGAACUCGAAUGAUCCCGAUCCCAUGCCGCACCCUGAUGCUCACAGUGAUAACCACCACGGAACCCGCUGUGCGGGCGAGAUCGCUGCUGUGUCCAACAACAGCUUCUGUGCCGUGGGAGUGGCGUACGGCAGCAGAGUGGCAGGAAUCCGAGUUCUGGAUGGACCCCUCACAGACAGUAUGGAGGCAGUGGCAUUCAAUAAACAUUACCAGGUCAACGAUGUUUACAGCUGCAGUUGGGGUCCAGAUGAUGAUGGACGAACUGUUGAUGGACCACAUCCCUUGGGCAAGGCAGCUCUACAGCACGGGGUGAUAGCAGGCCGAAAAGGCUUCGGAAGCAUUUUUGUUGUAGCUAGUGGCAAUGGAGGACAGUAUAAUGAUAACUGCAACUAUGAUGGCUAUGCUAACUCCAUCUACACUGUCACUAUUGGAGCGGUAGAUGAGAACGGGAGAAAACCAUUCUAUGCAGAAGAGUGUGCUUCCAUGUUGGCCGUCACUUUCAGCAGUGGAGGAAGAACACUGCGCAGCAUCGUGACAUCAGACUGGUCGCUGCAGCAGGGGACAGGCUGUACUGACGGACACACGGGCACCUCCGCAGCAGCCCCGCUGGCAGCUGGCAUGGUGGCUCUGAUGCUGCAGGUGCGGCCUUGCCUGAGCUGGCGUGAUGUUCAGCACAUCAUCACAUACACAGCUACACAGUAUGACACAGAGGCUGAUUGGGAGACUAAUGGAGCUGGAUUCCACCACAGCCACAAACAUGGCUUUGGCCUGCUCAACGCCUGGAGACUGGUCAAUGCUGCCAAGGUUUGGGAGACUGUGCCCUUCUUGGUGUCUUACCAGAGUCCACUUUUAAAGGAAGAAGAGACAAUCCCAGCCUAUCCAAACAAACUUGCACUCACCUGGAAUGUAACAGCUGCAGACCUUCGGCAGUCAGGCUUGCAGACCCUUGAACAUGUGUAUGUUACUGUCACUAUAACCCACCCUCGACGUGGCAAUGUGGAAAUUGUGCUGCUCUGCCCGAGUGGAAUGAGCUCACUCAUCGGGGCCAGGAGGGUACUGGACACAGAUGCCAGUGGCUUCACAGACUGGACCUUCUCCACCGUACGGUGCUGGGGAGAGCGAGCUGAGGGCCAGUACAGCCUUCAAAUCACUGACCACAGAGAGGCUGCCCUUUCUCUGGGCUCUCUGAGGCAUUGGAAACUCACUCUGUAUGGAUCUUCUUUAUCCUUCGAGGAAGUGUUGAACAGACAGAGACUGGUGGAGGAGGCUAUGAAUGGGCAGUAUCUGCACAGCAAUUUCUCACUGCACUGCCCUCCUGGCUUAGACAUUCCUCCAGAGGUAGUGAUCCCGUUUAGCUCCAAUAGCCUCAAGUCAUUGCUGCUCCUGGGCUGUUUUGCACUCUUCUGGUCCCUGUACUACACCCUGGAGGUGACCCUGGCCUAUGUAGACUGGCGGUGGCUGUGGCGAAGGCCUCGACGGGCUCGGGCCAGAGCUGCUGGGCUUAAAGACGGACAAAUGCUAGAGAUGCAGCCGGAGAUGGACACGGAGGAUAAAAUGCCCCUCAUUGCAAACAGUUAGAACACAUAACACUCAGGGGAAACAAAGAAAAACUGACCAGGAGCUGGACCUGUAACCAUGCACCUUACUCAGGCUGAGCUAGCACCUCUCACCACGCUGGCCAGUGUUCAAGUGCUCGCUCUUGAACAAAAUGUGGUUCUCUUUGCUGUGAUUUUUAUUUGGGUUUGAUGGACCCUCUGGUGUGCACUGCUUCCCCUAAGCAAAGCUAGGGGGGCGCAGGUUGUGCCCUGACCCACGGGGAAUGUACAGACCAAACUAAACAAUGUAUUGUUACUAAGGAAAUGCAAUCGAAGGAUCAUUUGUUGGCUUCAGGAUCAGAAGGCUGCUUAUGAGGUCAACAAAUGGCGCUGUGUAUGGAUGUGUGAGGAUGUGUGUGUGUGUGUGUGAGUGGAUAUGAAUGAAGGUAAUUUGGAAUUUGUGAAUGUAUGCUUUUAGGUAUGAGUGAGAAAGAGAGUGUUAUAUAUAUAUAUAUAUAUAUAUAUAUAUAUAUAUUGAAUGAAUUGUUCUUUUUAAAUGCAUCUGGCAAUUUUGGUUUUAAAUGUUCUUCUCCCAAAAGUUUUACGCUGCAAAUAUAUUAAAUAUUCCAAUUGACAGUAUCUAUAGAAUAUAACUAUAACAGUUUUACAGGGCCAGAUUUAUAUAUAUAUAUAAAAAAAAUGACUUGAGUCUUUUUACUGAGGUGGAGUGAACUUUGCGUGAAAAUCCAAAGAUGAAAAUAUGAUUAAAACAGCUGGUCUGAAUGAAUUCAAUAAAAAUAUGUCAGCUGAAAAUGA